CUCGCUUCUUUUUGGUUAUGUUAUGUGCUGUUGUGUGACAAAGUUGUCCUUUUAUUAUAAUAAACGAACUUUACGGCGACACCUCCUAUGUGUAUUUUGUAUGGCUUUAAUUUAAUACAUAUAGGACACCGAAAUAAGUAAAUUUGUAUUAUGAUUCUAGCACGAUAACGGCAAAAUAAUAAAGUUCGCAGUAGUGUAAUGAAUUAUUCUAGGUUCCAGGGCUGGCGUUACAGAAUGGCUUUGCACGUUUUUUCAGCAAUUUAAUGAUUUUUGUUCGUAAAAAUGUGAUAUGUGUUGAAAGACGAAAAAUUUGCUAAGAUUUUUAUAAUGGACUCCAAAUAUACAUCUAUGGGUAAGCAGAAUGGCGGCAAAGUUAAUAAUAAUUUCAAACGAAAAAUCUUCAUGGAAAACCUGAAAGUCAAAAAGAAAAAACCCAAUACAGAAAAUAAACCUCUGAUUUCUAAUGGUUGUAAGCCUCAAAAUGGAAUUGAAAAAUCUCCAGUGAAACAAGCCAUUGUAGAAAACUUACUGGAAGCAAGAAAGUGCUUGCCUGUUUAUACAGUUAGGGGCAGGCUACUGGAAGAGAUAAAGAAAAAUGAUACAAUGAUUUUGAUUGGUGAAACUGGCAGUGGGAAAACAACUCAAAUACCUCAGCUGAUUCAUGAACAGCGGCUAGAAGGAGCUGGGUGCAUUGCUGUGACUCAACCGCGAAGGGUGGCAGCGAUUACCAUUGCAAUCAGGGUUGCUGCUGAAAUGAGCACUAAUAUUGGAAAUAUAGUAGGGUAUUCAGUAAGAUUUGAGGACAUGACUAGCCCUAGAACCAAGCUGAAAUACCUGACAGAUGGCAUGUUGCUCAGGGAAGCCAUAGUAGACCCUCUUCUGAAGAAGUACUCCAUUGUGGUGUUAGACGAGGCCCAUGAACGCACUGUUAGUACUGACGUGCUGUUUGGGAUAGUUAAACUGGCGCAAAAGGAAAGAUUGGAAAAGAAACUAACUCCUCUUAAGGUCAUUGUGAUGUCUGCAACGAUGGACGUAGACACCUUCAGAGCAUACUUCAAUAACUGCCCAGUGAUCUAUUUAGAAGGGAGGACGCACCCGGUCACCAUCUACCACUCAAAGAUGAAACAGGAGGAUUAUCAGUAUGCUGCUGUGUGUACGCUGUUCGAACUUCAUAGAACUAUGCCAGCUAACAAUGAUUUUCUGGUGUUUCUGACGGGACAAGAAGAAAUUGAAACAGUUAUGUACAACAUAAAGCAAAUAGCUAAAGAAGCCCCCGGCCCUCCUUUACUAGUAUGUCCCCUAUAUGCCGGACUACCCGCCGCCAAGCAGUUGCAAGUGUGGAAGCAGACGCCCGCUGGGAUGAGGAAAGUUGUCCUGGCUACGAAUAUCGCGGAGGCUUCUGUCACUAUCCCACAAAUUAAAUGUGUUAUUGAUACAGGGGUUGUUAAAGAGAGGACGUGGUGCACAGCAACCGGGGCGGAGCGUCUGCGAGUGCGAGCUUGCGCACAAGCGGCGGCGUGGCAGCGCGCCGGCCGCGCGGGCCGCACCGCUGCCGGCGCGGCAUACCGCCUCUUCACAGCUAAAGACUUCGCGGCUCGCCCAGCGCACAGCACCCCUGAGAUAGUCAGAUGUCCACUGGCGCCUACGAUAUUGUUGCUGAUCGCAGCAGGCAUUGAACCAAGCACGUUCCCGCUUAUAGACACGCCACCGACGGACUCUAUCAACGCCUCGUUAACAUUAUUAAAAGAACUAGGUGCUAUUGAUAAUGAAGCUAAUCCAAAGCUGACUGUCCUUGGGAAAAAGAUGGCAUCUUUCCCAAUUGACCCCAAAUAUGCUAAAGUACUUCUUAGUGCACCAGAAUUCGACUGUCUGGACGAGGCUUUAAGUUUGGUCGCCAUGCUGUCGAGUGAAAACAUCUUUCACACGCCAAUGCACAAACGGGAAGAAGCGUUAAAAGUCAAGCAAAAAUUUAUCUCGCCUUUGGGUGAUCACAUGACCCUUUUAAACGUUUAUAAAGCAUUUUGCAAAGCGCCAUUGAAAAAGCAAUGGUGUAAAGAAAAUUAUUUAAAUCACAAGAACUUGGUGUACGCCAGCGAGGUACGACAACAACUGCUAGCGAUCUGUCAACGUUUGAAUCUGACCGUCGCAAGUUGUGGGAAUGCCACUGAUCAGCUCCUAAAGUGUCUGGUGAGCGGGCUAUUCACAAACUGCGCGUGGAUCCGCGGCGAGGCGGCGGGCGGCGCGCGCUACGUGACGGCGAGCGGCGCGGCGGCCGCGCUGCACCCCGGCGGCGCGCUGCACGCCGCGCGCCCGCCGCCGCCCGCCGUGCUGUACACGGAGCUGCUGCACACGCGCCGCUCCUACCUCGUCACCGUGUCCGCCAUACAGGCGCAGUGGCUGCAGCAGCUCGCGCCCGACUACGCGCGCCGCUGCCGCGCGGGCCGGUGACGCGAGCGCCGCCGCGGAUAGUGCGAGUGACCGAGCGUGCGACCCGUGCCAAAUGAUCACUUGGACCUGUGACCGUAGCCAUACAUUUACAUAUUAUUACCACUAGUUUUUAAGUCGCCGCUGCGAUUUAGAACGUAAAGUUGAUUUUCUAAUUUAUAGCAGGGGCGGCUCACUCCGCGAUUCUAUCGCCGCGCUACAAGUACGAGCCGGCGGCCGCGAGUUGCGGCCCAUUCAGUUCAAAAUUCAAUGUCGGCUGCCCGCGUGCGGUCUGUUUGUUAGUGUAGGUAAGAAUUUAGAAUGGCGGUAUUUUGUGAACAUCAAAGGAGUGAGCCUUCUGUACUUGUACUAUUAUAUAUUCUGUGUCUAUAGUGCUUGUUGUAAAUGAGAAAUCCAGAUUUGUUGCUUAUCAUAGUUGUUAAACCUGAAUCUGAUUUCGGACUGGCAGUUCAAAUAAGGACGGGUUUUUGACGAAAUUUUAGAACAAUUCAAAACUAGAAUGUUUAAAUCAUAUAACGUCAAUUGACGUGAUUAAACAAUUGUAAAUAAUUUAUGUAAACAAACAGCACGCGUUGUACAAACCUACGGCAGUUAUUCAAAAAAAC
Messenger RNA from Leguminivora glycinivorella, 3050 nucleotides. RefSeq names its product ATP-dependent RNA helicase DHX33 (gene ath). Gene Ontology annotation, molecular function: RNA binding; ATP binding. Lineage: Eukaryota; Metazoa; Arthropoda; Insecta; Lepidoptera; Tortricidae. Gene Ontology annotation, cellular component: intracellular anatomical structure; nucleolus. Gene Ontology annotation, biological process: positive regulation of transcription by RNA polymerase I. The record is from RefSeq and is a predicted model, not a curated record. Bases 328 to 2448 code for a protein of 706 amino acids. The transcript is spliced from 13 exons.